AUAAUUCAGACAUUAUGGGUAGAAGACUCUUCUAUUUGCACAAGAGGGAAGCAAUUUUAGAACCAGGACUGAAAUUAAAACGUCACUGCCAGCGGCAAAUCACACUUUCCCUUAUUUCAGUUUCAAUUUGUGUUCCAUGCUCGGUGCUGCGACAGUCGCGAGACUCUAGAUGAAAACCCAUUAGUUCGCAUACAAUUUAGUUUAUAGCGGAACGGCAGCGCAUUAAAAAAAACCGACGCACGCGUCCGAAACUAAACAUGUCUCGAAUUGUGCUAUGUAGUUUAGGAGGUAGUGGCGGGAGCAACAGCAAUAAUUCUGCAUCCACCAACGCGACCACAGCCACGACAAACUCGUCCGCAACCAUGAGCCAUGCCGCUUCCUCCGCCGCCACCGCCGCCCCCGCUAACAAUUCCUCCGCUAACGCUGCCUCCGCCGUCGCCGCCCCCGUCGCUAAUAACGUCAGCGCCGCGAACAAUAACGCGAACGCUAACGACACCAACAACAACAAUAACGACGACGAGGAUUACCCCGUACCCACCAUCUAUCGCUGUCGCGCUCCGAUCGCCAGCCUCGACUGCAUGGACGACUUCCAGACGGGCGCCGAGCACUCGGCAUCCACCCUGCAGCAGGCCGCCUCCGGGGGCAACGCCAAGGCCCUCGAGCCGCUGGCGCUGAGCCCCGCCGGCGGGCCUCUCGGCGCCCUGAGCGGCGGCAGUGGUGGUGCCCUCGUCAGCAGACAGUCUUCCCUGACACCGGGCCUCAGGUACCGCAACCUCGGCAAGAGCGGCCUUAGAGUCUCCAACGUUGGCCUUGGCACAUGGGUAACAUUUGGUAGCCAGCUGAGCGAGGAACAGGCCGAGGACGUGGUAACUCUAGCUUACGAGUCGGGAAUAAACCUUUUCGACCUGAGCGAGGCGUAUUCAGGCACCAGGGCGGAGAUCGAACUCGGACGCAUCCUGCAGAGAAAGGGAUGGAAGCGGAGCUCCUUUAUAGUCACAACCAAAAUUUAUUGGAAUAGCAAAUCUGACGAAAGAGGCCUUUCAAGAAAACACAUUAUCGAGUCGGUGAAGGCGUCGCUCGGGCGUCUGCAGCUAGAGUACAUCGACGUUGUGAUAAUCCACAAAGCGGAUGCCAUGUGCCCCAUGGAGGAGGUGGUACGGGCGAUGAACCACGUGAUCAGCCAGGGUUGGGUCAUGUAUUGGGGCACGGCGCGGUGGACGCCGGUUGAGGUGAUGGAAGCGUACACAAACUGCCGGCAGUUCAACUGCGUCACACCCAUCCUCGAGCAGACCGAGUUCCACAUGUUCUGCCGGGACAAGACGGAGCUGUACAUGCCUGAGCUGUACAACAAGAUCGGCGUCGGUAUGAUGGCCUGGUCGCCCAUUUCGAUUGGACUGAUCAGCGGCAAGUUCGAGGACGGCGGCAUGUCGCUCUUCGCCAGAGCCUCCUUUAAGAAUAAAUACUCCACAUUCAGCUGGUCCGAGGACGAGACAACGCAAGCACCUGGCAAGGAGGGCUACACCUGGAUCAAAGACCGAUUGCAGCCCGAGGAAGGUGGGCGGCGGCAGCAGGACAAAUUGCGUGACGUCAGUCAACUCGCCGAAAGACUGGGCUGUACAGUGACUCAGCUAGUGAUCGCGUGGUGCCUCAAAAACGACAGCGUCCAGUGCCUCCUGUUAGGGGCGGCUUCAGUAGAGCAGCUUUACGAAAAUAUCCAAAGUCUUCAGUUGGUGCCUAAGCUGAACACAAACAUCAUGGGCGAGCUGGAGCGCAUCCUGGAGAACAAGCCCGUGCGUCCGCCGAUGAUAUCAACGCUGGCACUAAGAUGACAGUCAAUGUGCCCUCCCGGGGGGGCGCUGUCUUCCUCAGACCCCGGGGCGCUCAAGCAGGGCGACGACGACGUGGUCAGCAUCGUCGCCGACGAGACCAAGGACAAGAACGUGGCCUUCUGCAGCCUGCAGUGACGGCGCUCGUCGCUGCAAGGGCAGCAGCAGCAGCAGCAGCGCGCCACCCCCAACCCCCAGCAGCCCCCGACAGCCGGAGCCGGCGCCGCGGGGCCGCAGAUGUUGCGCUCACGGUCCAGCACCUCGUCCAGGGGCAUGUCGCGCAGCAGCAGCGCCACCAGCAGCCUCAGCGGCUUCGCCACCUACCGGCCGUCGCCGUCGCUCAGGACGCCGCACUGAGCAUCAACUCCCCUCGGCGCCCUCCCCUCUACCACCUCCGGAAAGCAGGCAAGGCAGGCUCUCGUCGGACGAUUUUUGCCAAUUUGCCAGUGCUGGAUGACGAAAGACAUUUUUUGCUGAUUCACGACUGCUCUGAUAAUAUGAAUUAGUCGCUCGUACACCGUAAUAUACAUAUAUGAAUUGUUACAAGUCGCGAACGUGCUUUCACACGUUCCCUCUAUAUAAACGGAUAAUAUACCGCGUUUACCACUCGUUGUUGAGUUGUUGUUGCAACACUUUUGUUGACCUGGCGUGUCUAUAGCAACUGAGCGAGGUCACGAGGAAGAGACGAUUGUUAUGUAGUUUGUUGACAGAUCAGGCUUUCCCGCCGUUCUCUUCCUCGAGUUUGGUGUUUUCGCGCUAGAUUUUUUUUUCUUGCGUAAGGAAUAGGUCGUAGGCAAAAGUUCCUGAUAGUGCGAGCCCUUAAUUAAUGCCAAAUCAUUAAAAGAGAAAUAAACUCACUCUCUGUCUCUUUCUCUCUAUCUCUCUUUCUCUCUCUCUCUCUCUCUCUCUCUCUCUCUCUCUCUCUUUCUCUCACACACACACAAACACAAAACACACAGAAGAUGCAUACAUACAGAAGUAAACGCCUUUAUUAACAGCAAUUUUUGAAACAAAAUUAAAUUUAAGGUACAAUCACGCGCAAAUCUCAGCAUCUUGUAAGGAUUUAGACUUCUGUCCGGAAGAUAGCGCGUUUAAAAUUACACAAUGUAUCGCAGCAUAUAAGUUUUACUACUCGUAAGUUGAGAGUAGUAAACAAGACACACUCACCCACGAUUAAGCAGAGCAGAGGAGGCGUUGACGACGAUGCAUAGGAUUUAUGCUUUAAUGAAGUAAUCAUUAGGGAGCCAGAAGGAAAUUACACUCACACCUCUUAAAUAAUAGAGAGCGUACGCGAGGAGCAACAAGAGAACUAAAAACUAUAACACACGUAUAUUUAAACUAGAGUCAGGACGCAGACGUACCAAUUAAUCUUGGAGCAGGCGAGAGGGCAGAAAACCGAGAGCAAAUAAUUAGCCAGCAGCAAUUACAGCCAUUCUAGAUUCCGUCGAACAUGUAAAACAACAUAAUUUCAUUGUAUGCUUUCCAGCGCGCGCACAGCACGAAGUAAAAAGUAUUUGCCAUCCAGAACAAAUUUUUCGACAAAUCCAACAUAUCACGCAAACAUGAUCUUUUUGCGUAGAACACGAAUUUACACACUUUCCUUCUUCUUGGAGCACGUUCUUCGUUAGAAAAUCCACGUAUUCCUUUCAGCAAAUUUUGGUGUAAUAUUAUAUAGAGUUCGUGUGUUCUUCUGAAGCUUUCCGAUCAUUUCGCUCGAUCAGAAUUGUUAAAUAUUCUUUCUCUGAAUGUGUCAUUUUCACAUAUCACACAAUUCGAAUACCGUUUGCACGCUCUGGAUGUGAAUACCGAUCCGUCUUUAAACCGAAUGGUAAAAAACUAUACUUCUCUUGCUGGCGACAGGAAAUUUGUCCACACGUGUACAUUUUUAUCGAUAUCUAUAAUAGAAGAGUCUUUUUACACACACGCAUAAUGAUAUAUUGCCGCUUCUUAUCGUUGGAUUCCAUUCCACUUUACUGUUCAUUGUCGCGCACAGAACAUUCGAGAUCAAACACAAAGUAUAUGAAUUUGCUCAUUAAGCAGUAGUCAAAUCAAAUACCAGCCAGAGAAGCUUUUUCUCGCGUCGGUUAAUUUCAAUAUAUUCACGAGCUUGGCUUGCCGUAGGAGGAGACUUGUGUUUGCAAUUCCGUUUUUGGGGAGAAUCAAAUAUCAGUAGAGUGUAUUUCAUCACAAAUUUUAAUACAAUGAACGACACAAUUGAGGAAAAGAUUUUUGAGUGCCUUUUGCCCGCGAUUUGUAUCUGUCUCUCUUGGUAGGUCUGUAGACGCUUGUCCCCGCGCUGAAUUUCUACUUGGUUUCGCAUAAAAUCAAUCAAUCAACCAGUCGCACUGCUAACCUUUCGGCGAAAAUAUGAACAAUUAAAAGAGUCGAAUUGAUGGGCUCUUGCGUUGUAAAUAAUAUGACAAUACUUCUUCUACCACUUUCUUCUCAGUCCAUCUUCUCUCUAUAUUCUCGAACUAAAUAAACGUUAACAUUUACACAGCACGCAGAAAUGGGGGUGCGGAAGUAAUUAAUUAAUUAAAUAAUAAUCUCUGAUCAAAAUAUAUUAAACAAAACGGAGAAAGCGGAUUUAGGCGCGCGUUUAUAAGCAUAAAAGAAAAGUCGUAGCGAUGUAGAGAGAGAAGCGACGACGAAGAAUGAAAAUAAUCAGACAAAAUGUGGUGAUAACGUCCUAUUUUUAUCGACCGGUAAGCGCUAUAGUAACAAGUAUUUGAUGAUUUUGCUAGGCAAAUGAGAAAAAAUAACGAACUGGAGCCGAAAUCGAUUGACGCGAUUUUUCGGUUGAACUUGAUUGACAGGCAGUGAGACUUGUGUAACUCUACUCACUCCCUCACACACAUUUAAAACUGAUAUGUACAUAUACGCAAGAAGCAGUUUAUGUAUAGGUCGUGUGUCGGGUCGUAACCAAAAAAUUGUAAUUUACGCUUCUACUCUUGGUGUGUUUUUAUACACAUAAAAAGCUGUUAAUAUAUAUAUUAUACGAUCAACUUUUUAAACUGUGAAAAAACAACUCACUACAAGAGCAAAGGUAAAAACUGUAAAUAUUCCUCUAUAAAAAGUAGGAAAGGAAGAUGAAAAGUCCAUGACAUUCUAAUGUAAAAGCUAUAUAUUCUAUCUUUUAAAGUUUCUUGUCAGGUUAUAUAAAAAGACACGCGAAAUCGUUGAGUUCUGCCAAAAAUUAGGUAGCUUCCAUAAGUUCAAUCCACAAACUAUAUUAGUCUCUCUGGAGUUUGUUAUUGAAAAACUAAUUUUCCGAGCUAAAAAGUGAGAUUCGCGGUGGGGCGGAUCACGAGGUCCAUUUACACAUUGCUUGUUAAUUGAGACGACACAAAAGAGAGAACUAACUCGAUUUUCGGAGAUCAAUCUUCUAUACUUAACGUUUUCAAGGCGUUUAUAGUGAAAAGGAAUUUUCCUACUUAACUCGUCGGGUACGCAAAUUCCUUGGCCUUUUAAUAAUUUGUAAUGUAAGCCUGGAAAAAUCAGAUAAUUAGCAAAAGAGCAACUGCCUUGGCUAUAGGCGCCAUGUUGAUUGAAAAGUGAAAAUUUAUAACUGCGUAAGACACAUAUGGAAAUUUAAGACUAAAGUAAAUAAAAUCGAAACCUUCUUUGAA
This is a messenger RNA of Cloeon dipterum, 5455 nucleotides long. It is a transcript of the gene Hk, whose product is annotated as Hyperkinetic. Gene Ontology annotation, molecular function: voltage-gated potassium channel activity; potassium channel regulator activity; transmembrane transporter binding. Gene Ontology annotation, cellular component: voltage-gated potassium channel complex; cytoplasm. Bases 258 to 1829 code for a protein of 523 amino acids. Gene Ontology annotation, biological process: regulation of potassium ion transmembrane transport; potassium ion transport. The record is from RefSeq and is a predicted model, not a curated record. NCBI's taxonomy places the organism in Eukaryota, Metazoa, Arthropoda, Insecta, Ephemeroptera, Baetidae. The transcript is spliced from 9 exons.